AUGAAGGUUGUUUCCGAAAUUUUAGAAUCCAACAAUUUAAAUGUUAUUGAUGCAUUUUCAAUUAUAAAUAGUACCAAAAAUACCCUGCAAACUAUAAGAUCAAGUCCCGAUGAAGUAAAUAACCUAAUUGAAGCCUCCAAAAAAUUUUCUGCAUCAUUACAUGUCAACGCAGACGAAGAUUUAGAAGGCAUCAUCGACGGAAAGUUAUUCCAAAAAGGUUGGACCAACAAAAUGAAAAUGAAGCGCUCAUGGAUACAAACGAAUUUAAUCGUCACGAAUUCUUUCAAGUUUUAG
Brassicogethes aeneus is the source of this 294-nucleotide messenger RNA. Lineage: Eukaryota; Metazoa; Arthropoda; Insecta; Coleoptera; Nitidulidae. The record is from the annotation of a GenBank genome assembly.